Polyodon spathula (Mississippi paddlefish) is the source of this 5998-nucleotide messenger RNA. Its product is annotated as protein NDRG2-like. The transcript has 16 exons. Gene Ontology annotation, biological process: signal transduction. NCBI's taxonomy places the organism in Eukaryota, Metazoa, Chordata, Actinopteri, Acipenseriformes, Polyodontidae. The record is from RefSeq and is a predicted model, not a curated record. The coding region runs from base 243 to 1349 and encodes 368 amino acids. Gene Ontology annotation, cellular component: cytoplasm.
CGGCAGAGCGGAGGAGACAGAUGUGGACAACUGCGGGACACCUCUCCGCUUCCCUGAAUGGUUGCUCCCUGUUUGAUUGAAGGCUGCAGUUUUGGACUCGGGUUAUUAUUUGUGUAAAAAGGAAAAACACAGGAGGCUGAAGGAAGAGGUGAGAGAAAGAAGAGAAGGAAGCUUUGGAGAAAAACAGAAGGAAGAUAUUGCAUUUGCAGUUUCUGUGAGAAACCGGCAGUGAUCGAGUCACCAUGACGACAGAACUGCAGGAAAUUGCCAUCAUGGAGGAGAAGCCUUUACUUCCUGGCCAGCUCGAUCCGACAAAGGAAGCUGAAAUCGCUGCUCGGAUCUUGCUGGAUCACGGGCAGGAACACAGCAUUGAGACUCCCUAUGGCCUGGUCCAUGUGACCAUCCACGGCUCUCCGAAAACCCGUCGCCCAGCCAUUGUCACCUACCACGACGUGGGACUGAACCAUAAGAGCUGCUUCGGCCCGCUCUUCAGAUUCGAGGACAUGCAGGAGAUCACCAAGAACUUCGUGGUGUGCCACAUCGACGCCCCGGGACAGGAGGAGGGGGCGGCAGCCUUCCCAUUCGGCUAUCAGUACCCAUCCAUGGAUCAACUGGCUGAGAUGGUCCCUUGCAUUCUGCAGUACUUCAAUUUCCGCAGUAUAAUUGGAGUGGGCGUGGGAGCAGGAGCCUACAUCCUGUCCAGAUACACACUCACCUUCCCUGACUCUGUGGAGGGUUUGGUUCUCAUCAAUGUAGAUGUCAGUGCCAAGGGCUGGAUGGACUGGGCAGCUGAGAAGUUGACCACCUUAACCUCCUCGCUGACCGAGAAGAUCCUUGGCCAUCUUUUCAGCCAGGAUGAGCUGUACGCUGGCACUGAGCUGGUACAGACAUACAAGGAGAACAUCUCCCAGGCUCCGAACCUCUACAAUAUCGAGCUGUUCUGGAAGAGCUACAACAGCCGCAGGGAUCUGAACAUCGACCGAGGAAGCACUCUGAAGUCUCCAGUCAUGCUGGUGGUUGGAGAUCAAGCCCCUUAUGAAGAUGCUGUGGUGGAGUGCAAUUCUAAAAUGGACCCCACACAGACCUCCUUUCUCAAGAUGGCCGACUCUGGGGGACUCCCUCAGCUCACCCAGCCCAGCAAACUGACUGAAGCCUUCAAGUACUUUGUUCAGGGAAUGGGUUACAUGCCUUCAGCCUGCAUGACACGACUGUCCCGUUCGCGCACCGCCUCUCUCUCCAGCUCCUACUCCAUCGACGGGAACCGCUCCCGCUCCCGCACCCUGUCCCAGGGCAGCGAGCCAGACCAGACAGCCGCGGCACUCCCCCAAACCAUGGAGGUGUCCUGCUAGAGGAGCCGAGGAACCACAGCACUCCGACCAGUCAGCCAGCCAGCCAGCCAGCCAGCCAGCCAUGCUGUCUCCUUCUCUGCCAUCAAGGGCGGUCUGCUGCCUUCACGCAGAGGAGGGAGACUGCAGAUCUACAUCGCUGCUCCAGAGGCAUUUCAAUACGGUGGUUCAUUGAGCACAUGGAGCAGGGAGAGGAGGGAGAGAGAGAGGGAGGGAGGGAGGGAGGAUAAAAUAUCCAGAGAUCACAAGACAACUUCUCUUUUUGACUGUGUUUUUCUUCCAUGCCCUCAAAUAACCACCGUAUUUUAAAGACCAGUGUGAAAUGCUGUGUUGCUGUUUUUAUUUUCCAUUGUUCUCACUGUGUUUGUGAUUUUUACAGUUGACCUGGAUAAUUGUUGGUGCUACAAUGGAUGCACGGGCAGGCAAGUUACACAACAUUACAUGUGAAGCCAACCAACUUAUCUAAAGCUUUUUCUGUGAUUACAGUAAAAAUAGAUUUGAUACCUGGAAAUGUGAAAUCUCAGUUAAUACCUAGCAGGUCACCCAGAAGGCGACUUGAGAAAUCACUGUCAGGCAGGGAUUUUUGUCCCAGUGUAUUGCCCUGAAGAAAGCCUAACUAGUGGAACCAUUUGCAGACUACAAUGGAUUUGGAUCACAUGUAGUAUACAUUAAUGGUCCUGCUAGGAUAGCACGCUACAACAGCACUGCAUUGCAAUGAAUUACCAGCAGUGUGCAAGUGUUUAAACAAUCAAUCCCAUUUCUAAAUGACAGUGUUAGUAUUCUACGAUUUUCUUUCCCUUGUUUACCCCUCUAAACAGAACAAAUGCGCUAGGGUUGUAGUUCCACUGCCUGUGUGUGUCUGCCUGCAUUGCUGCUGGCUAUCAUGUCAGAUUCUUAGUAGGAAAUUAGACUACAACGUGACUAUAAGGAAAACACGAAAGAAAAAUCUGAAAACAUCACUAAUGAUUAUCCAGGUCGGAUUGUAAAUAUUUCACAAAAAGAAAAAUAAUGUAAAAUGUCAUUUUUUGUGCUCUUUUAAUCAAACCCAAGCAAUUUUAUUCUGCGUGAUAAAAUGAUGACUAUCUUGUUUUUAAUCAACUAGAAAUGUGGCACUUGUUUUUUCUUGAGGGAAAACAAAAUUAUACAACAACAUUAUUAUAACAAUAAUAAUGGUAAAUGGAGCAUAGAUCUAGGGUUUGAAUUGUAUCCAACGCAUUAAGGAGAAAUCAGCUAUCACUUCCAUUAUAUUUGAAGUAUUAUUAUUAUUAUAAUUAUUAUAGGGUUCCUAUUGUUGGCCUUGUACCAUUUUUAUACCUGCCGUUACUUUGUGCUCUCCCCGUGGAUGGGCUGAUGUGUCUGUCUGUUUAUUUAAGACCUGAGAUCCAUUUGUAAAAGGUCAUGGGAGUCCUAUAGUGAUAAGAUGCCGGGUUUGCUAUAUAGCUGUGCUAUUGGAGCACUAUGGGAACAGACUGCUUUACUGUAAUACAGUAACACUGCUCUGAGCUUCUGUUGUACUUCAUGGGGUGUCGGUACCAUUCCUGUUUAUGGAAGUGGCUAUAUAUAGGGCUUACAUGUGUAUCAAUCUCCUGGUCUUCCCUUUACACAAGAUGGAUCUCUGCGGGGUAAUGCAGUAUCACUAUCUUCUGAUCUAACCGUGCCUGCCAGGGGAGAACACUGCGGUAUGGGAGUGAGAGACUGUCCUGUGCCAUACUGUGUCGUAACGUGCCAUCUUAUAUAUAAACCCCCCCUUGUGUUUGAGGUCUGUAGAUCAAACUUUGCCAGAGGUGGCCAGCAGAUUUUGGAAGCAGUGUUGAAAAGAUCUGGUUUAAAUCCAAGAAGAAUAGAUGAAUCAGUCCUUUGAUUCCUAGUUUAAACUUUUUAAAGUUUAGUUAAAGGAAUUUCACAGGCACAGUUGUUUACAAGAAAUAUUCAAGAGGCUACAGGAGAAAAAAAAAAAAAAAAGAUUUUGCACACAUCUUAAGGUCUGGGGAAUAUCCAGUGAUUUAUUUUAUGAUCUUUUCACUUAAGUGCCCUUAUUAAAUAUUUUUGAUCACCGUUAGAAGUUGUUUUAACUGCAUAAAGAGUGCAUUGCAUUGUUUAAUCAUAGCCACACCUCAAAAAAGUUACGAACACUUGCAGAGAUGCACUCCCUCACCCCCCUGAGAGAAACCUGGGUUCCUCCUGGGCCUACUUGAGCCUUGGAGACUGAACUGCCUGUUCCCUCACCCCUAAAGCCAUGGAAACAGCCAGUUUGUGGCUUGGAACUGGGUUUCAGGCCACUGCAUAACACGCCAGGGGAGACUUGGGGUUUGGUACAGCAAAGUUGCCUCAAACGAGGUCUCCUGGAACCAGCCUUCAAACCACUUCCUGAAGUAGUGGCUGUGUGUUCCCUCAGCUCAAGAGAAGGGGUGUUCCCUGCUAAAACUGCACUAUGGUUUCAUAAACACAAACACUUAAAAAAAAAAAAUGAGAGAAUGGCAUUUCUAAACUCAAAACCAAAUGUCAGAGCUAACACUAAAGACAAUCCUUAAAAAUAAAUAAAUAAAUAAUUGUAACGGGGAUCAUCAGCAUUCCUUCCAAAACGUGUUGUGCCACUUAGAGUUAAAAAAAAAAAAAAACACAUUGUCUCCUCUCUCUCUUUUUCUCUCUUUCCUGUGCUAUACCUGAUGUCUGUGCGGGAGGGUUAGUGGAGUGAGUGAAGGGUUUUCUACGCCUCUCUCCUUUCUCCAGUGUCGGGCUGUGCAAGAUUGCUAGGAGUUUCUGUGGAAGAUAUAUCUUUUUUUUUUUCUCUAGAAGUAAGUUUCAUCUUUUAGCUUCAUCUGCUAGUUAAUUGCCCCAUCCCUUUUAGCUGGAAAACUACUGGACAGAUGAGCUUUGUUGCAGCUUGAGCAUAGCAUAGGGUUAAGGUUAGCUCUGAUUAGGAAUACCUUUUCAUGUUAAUACUGAUCACAGCAUUUCAGUACCAGGUAAGACCCACUGGGAGUAACUGGAUGGCCAGUAACCUAUGAGACCAGCACCUUCGGUCACGUAUGCAUUUGCUAUAUAAACUUAUUUUUGCUUUGGGGUGUUCCUGUUUUUCAGUAGGGCAAGCUUGAGGCAUACAAACUGGACUACCCUCGCCAAUCUGGGACAGAUUUAAGGCAGGGAGCCUGCACAAUCUUCAGGCAUCACAAAUGAAAAGAUCACUGAUUAAAAGGGCUUGACUUUUUUGCCCCCACUGCUUUAAUGGUGGUCAGAAACUGUUCUGGUUAAGCCUUCUUGUUGGGAUGAACAGAUCGGUAUUCUAGCAGAGAUGUGGGCUGUAGGUUCAUAUUGGGUUGGGGUUUAAAUCAACAGAGAUCUCUUAAAUCUGAAGCUACCGGAACGUCACUAAAUGUGGAUUUUUCCUUAAACAAGAAUUGGUCUGUGUUUGUGUCCACAGUCGUAGCCGGUACACUGUUGCCGUUGUCUUUGUCAGCAUUUUUAGCCUUCUGAAAUUAGUAGUUCGUAAUAUAAGACGUUCCUAAUACUCUUUUCAUUGGAUCAAGAGGACUGCUGAUUGAAUCAGACAGUUGUGUGAGUCAUGUGGUGUAGCUUGCAUAUAAAGACUUCCGGCUCGACUACACCAGGGGUCCUCAAACGCUUUGGACAGCGCCCCCUUCCUCUUGUCUGUGGUACUUGACACCUCCACCCCCCUCCACAUGUACAUAUACCAGUAAAAAAAAAAAAAAAAACUGGACUUGCAGCUGACUUCUCUGUAUUUCACUGCUGUUGUUUUUAUUUUUCUUCUUUUCCGUGAACCAGCCACCGAUCCUUCAUAAUAAGAGCAGACUAAUAUGUAUCAAUGUGCGUGGUACUUAAAAAAAUUAUAAUUUAAAAAAUCCUUUUUACAGAAAGUUGGAAACAUGCCAUUAAGACCCUGUUGUAGUAUGAGAUUCUUGGGGAACACACAGCUACUUUGUGGCUUGGAACUUGGGUUCGGGAGACUAGGUUUCAGGCCACUGCACGGCACACCAGAGGAGGCUUUUGAGUUUGAUACACCCACCUCAGGCUAGGUCUCCUGGAACCAGGCGUCAAGCCGCUGUUGCUGAAAGGUGUCUUUGUGCUUCCUCACCUUUAAAUAAACAUGGCAAUUGUGAUGUUGUACUGUGUGGGGAAACCAUUUCAUCCAAACACAUUUUCAAAAAAAUAGUCGCAAGUUUUCUUGGCAUAAUAGCUGCUGGUAUGGCUGUGUUUAAAAUACGCUUUAACUCUGCAGUAGAGAGGCCUGAUAGAUUGCGUAGAUGAGACCCAGAUAAAGACAAAGCAGAGAAAAUGUUACAGCAGACAAUUGACAACAGAAUGGUACUCAAGCUGUUUAAUGCUGUAAACGACAUCACAUUGCAACCUGUUUUAAAAUUUGCCACUUAUCAGACAUCACAAUAGCUUGGCGAGCAUCUUUCUUUUACCAUAUGACUGAUUAUAUUGUCUAAAUUGUUUUAACUUUUAAAAUCAAAGGAAGGUGGUCCUUUUUGUAUCUUUUGUACGUGUUUCUCUUAUUGUAGCAGAAUUGGGUUCACUAAUAGAUUGAUGUUUUAGCAGCUGUGUACCUUUUUUUAGCAUUAGUUACUAAAACAGUUGACUGUGAUUAAUUAAUCUGUGUAACAUUUAAAAUUAAAAUUGAAAAGAAAUAA